AUCCGCAAAGAUGUCGCUGAAAGACAUCAAGCAUAUCGUGCUUGUGCUAUCCGGGAAAGGCGGCGUCGGGAAGUCCAGCGUCACCACCCAACUCGCACUCUCCCUCUCCUUACAAGGCCAUUCUGUCGGCGUGCUCGAUAUCGAUCUCACAGGGCCCUCGAUCCCACGAUUCCUUGGCAUAGAACGAUCGCGCAUCACUUCGGCUGAAGGCGGAUGGUUACCGGUGCCAGUGCAUGCAGCAAGAAGCGCGCGUCAAGAGCAGACAAAGGGAGAGGCGCACGGCAGCAGUCAGGCCUUGGGCAAGCUCGGCGCCAUGUCGCUGGGCUUUAUAUUGCCAAAUAGAGGCGAUGCAGUCAUCUGGAAGGGCCCGAAGAAGACAGGCAUGAUCCGGCAAUUCCUGUCUACCGUGCUUUGGGGCGAGCUGGACUAUCUGCUUAUCGACACACCGCCGGGCACGAGCGACGAGCACAUCGCUCUCGUCGAAGAAUUGCUGAAGAAUGCUACGCCAGAACAGCUGCCUGGCGCCGUUAUCGUGACUACUCCACAGGCGAUCAGUGUCAGCGAUGUCAAGAAAGAGAUCAACUUCUGCAAAAAGGUCGGCGUGCAUGUUCUCGGCGUUGUGGAAAACAUGGCAGGUUUCGUAUGCCCUAACUGCUCCGAAUGCACGAACAUCUUCUCGAAAGGCGGAGGACAAGCGAUGGCACAAGAGUUCGAAGUCCCGUUCCUCGGCAGCGUGCCUAUCGAUCCAAUGUUCAUUCGGCUUAUCGAAGAAGGCAAACGCCCCAACUAUCCCGAAGGCACUGUCAUUGAGGGCCAAGACAUGUCGAAUGGAGAUGACGAAAGUACUGAAGGAUUGCUUGUUGAUAAGUAUACUGCUUGCUCUCUACACCCGCUCUUCGCCUCUAUCACCAAAGACUUGACCGACAAGAUCGAACGAUGAAAAAUCAAAACCCACUGCGGGUAACUCUCAGAAUUCCCUUCAAACACCAUGCUCGCCCAUAUCCAUGCCAUCCUGAGGCCGUUCAGUGGUGCCAGCCGUCGCUUUGUACAAAUCUCGAGACAGAGUCCGGCCCGGUCGUGUUGCUUUCUCCAAAAUGUGGUUGUCGCAUCAAAGCGAAGAACAAGAAGUAUAAUCGUGUAUUUCAGAACGAAGACGGGUGUCGCUAGGGAGAUCAUAUGCAUACGCCAAGAGCGUUGAGCACACAAGCCGUCCUGGUCGUGGCCGUGGUAGCUGUGGAAGGCAUUGUUGAGGUCGAGGAAGUGAUAACGCGGCUCGAGGUGCAGGAGAUGAAGCCGCGGGAUGAGCUGCAGUAGGAGAUGGUCGUAGUAGAAUCAACUGUGGUGACUGGCAGCACUGUUGUGAACUGGGAAGCCUUGGUCGUCGUCAAGGUAUAGAGGGAGGUCGGCUGAGCUUGGCAAUUGACAGUCCCAGCGAUGGUAACGCAGACAGGAGGUAGCGAGACCGCCGAGGAGAUGGCUGGCAGAGAGGCGCUGAGACUGACGUCCACGCCAACUCCGACAGACGCAGAAGCAGAGACGCCCACUCCUGGCAGCCCAAUACUGGUCGUAGGUAGGACAGCAGGAACCGAAGGCGACAAGCUCGGUAGAGGCGAGACCGUAACAGUGGGCAAACCAGAAAUUAUGUUCGUC
This is a messenger RNA of Pseudocercospora fijiensis CIRAD86, 1650 nucleotides long. RefSeq lists its product as uncharacterized. Bases 11 to 940 code for a protein of 309 amino acids. NCBI's taxonomy places the organism in Eukaryota, Fungi, Ascomycota, Dothideomycetes, Mycosphaerellales, Mycosphaerellaceae. Gene Ontology annotation, cellular component: cytosol. Gene Ontology annotation, biological process: iron-sulfur cluster assembly. The transcript has a single exon. The record is from RefSeq and is a predicted model, not a curated record. Gene Ontology annotation, molecular function: ATP-dependent FeS chaperone activity; 4 iron, 4 sulfur cluster binding; ATP binding.